AUGACACCGCGUGUGGUCAUACAGGGUAGAAAGCAGAAGAACGGCAUACGAGCUGUCUCCGUCUGUUCCUUGCAUCACGCCAGACGUAUCUCCUUCCUAUCAUUUCUUCUGCUCGAACCCAUUGCCUCGACUGCAAGAUCUUGGUUCAUUUUAAAAUCAUUUGCAGAUUCUGUCAAGCCCACUCUGGACCAGGCAAUUUACAGUCUACGGGGGCCCACCGGCCUCGGUUGCUCUCUGCUCCCUAGGCUGGCCUCCCCUCCCCGAAAGUUGGCUGGGGCGUCUCAAGUCGCGCACGUGACGACACUUGAGUUGAAAUCUCAAAAAAUGGCAUGUCCUGAUGUUUCGUAA
This is a messenger RNA of Protopolystoma xenopodis, 348 nucleotides long. Lineage: Eukaryota; Metazoa; Platyhelminthes; Monogenea; Polystomatidea; Polystomatidae. The record is from the annotation of a GenBank genome assembly.